AUAAACUAACACAGAACGAGGAAGACAGGAUGAAGGGGAGUUAUGUUCAUAUCAUAUUUUUCCUUAUUAUAAGUUCCGAACAUCUGGCAAAAGCACUUAACAAUAUCUCACUAUCUCUUGUAUAGGGUUUCCUCACAAUAUCAGUUCCUCACAAUAUCAGUAAACAAGAUGAGUCAGCUGAUAAAAGCCAAAAUAAUCCUCUAUCUUAUCUCAGAGUCUGUGCACCCAGUCCAGAAGUUUACAGCAGGAAAUCAGUCUCUCCUCUGAGCACAGACAACAGUGUAUUGCCUCGCUUGUUUGUACUUUGACUGGGCGUCUUGUAUAGGAUAGAAAGAGGUUAUGGCUGAUACCUAGUAUCUCAGCUACUGUAUAUGCGAGGGUAUCUUUAGUGUACAUAAAGAAGUGCAUGUGUGUCAUUAGUUUCUGUGAAUGCAAGCACCAUGAUGCGUUGAUACAGGAGUGAUUCCAUCCAGCAUUGAGGAAUAUAGUGAAUGUUACUUAUAGAUACACAGAACAUGUGGAAAAUAUAUACUUUGUUGGUGAGAAACAUAUUGGAGGAGAGAACAAUGAGAAGGUGAAUGUCAUCUGAGUGUUCUGUUCAGGUUUCUGUUAGAGGAUAAGACUUGUUGACGAGAAUGAGUUUGCCAGAAGAUGACAAACCGUGUGAGGAUAGUGUCAGUGGGGAGGCGAAUAUGGACCUGUCUGGAGGUACAGUCACCCCAGCGAGACCUAGGACAACCGUCACAACCCCUAAACCAAGACCUAUGUCAGCCCUCUUUCUCGGCUGUAUUGCUCCAGAUGAAUUAAAGGAUCUUAAAGUUCAAAAACGGAAGUCCUUUGAAUUUACUUACACAGCUGGAGAUGGUCAUGUUGUGGUACCAGUAUCAACCCAAGUAGUGAGUCCUUUAAAUGGAAGCAGUGUGACUAAAGCUAGAAGAGAAAGGUGGCGAAAUCUCUCGAAGUCAUUGUUAUCACUGAAGAAGUGGACACCAAGGAAUGAGACUGCAGGAGGUCGUGGGGAGUGGAGAGAGAGUAACAGUCAGGGUGAGCAUUGUGUUACCCCUGAGACGGGGGACAGUCGAGCCCCACUAACCUUCUGUACACCUGAUCAUCUCUCGUGCAUCUAUAACAACUCCACAUACGCAUCUACACCCACAUCAAUGCCACAUACUAGUGUGAGCAAGAGCAUGACAUUAUCUGCACUCCCUCACCGCAUUAGUGUAUAUGAAGACAGUCCUGGUGGGGAGAACCAGUACAAGGAUGUCAGUAACUCCUGCAGCCAUAACCCAGGUCAUGAGACACUAGUUGAGGAUGGGGAUGCAAAAGUAAGUUUGGUACAAUCUCCAGAAGGAAACGUGCCCAGAUUGCGUCAACACCAUCCCCAGCUCAUGCGCUUCCGCCAGCGACCCAACUCCUGCAGCAAUCUUGAUCUAAAGCUGGCCUCAAAGACUGGUGUUAAGGCUACUUUUGUUGGGAGUACCACCCCUGCAGCGACUGAAUUUGAAGGAGAAUGUACGAGCUUAAGACACCGUCCUUUAUCUUGGGGAGGCACAGGGAGACCAAGCAAUGUUGCAGCGAAUGUGAUCCUCACUGACCCCAUCAUAGUGCAUGAUGGCUGGUCACAUGUGAAACAGCACAACAGAAACCACGUCUUUGACUCCUUCUUUAGUUACUUUUACCGUCUUCAACUCAACUCUCAGCAUUCUUAUGAUACUGGGAGCAUAUACCGGAGAGGAGCGAGAAGAUGGCGCAAGUUGUACAAAGUCAAUGGGCACAUCUUUCAGGCUAAGCGCUUCAACAGACGUGCCUUUUGCGAAUUCUGCAAGGAUCGCAUUUGGGGAUUGGGCCGGCAAGGCUUCAAGUGCACUCAGUGCAAACUCCUCGUUCACAAAAAGUGCCAUAAACUCCAAAAAGUCCCCUGCAAUGCAGAUUUGGACACUUCCACUGAUACUUUAGCAUCACAUGAUUCUUCAACACUUACAAGACCAGGCACCAAUGGCAGGCUGGCCAUCCAGGAUUUUGCUGGAGAGAUCUCGGGGGCCCUGGACAUAGAUUGGGUGCAAACAGAAAAACAUGUGUUUGAGACAGCUUCAAACCACCCAUUCCUAGUUGGUCUGCACUCAUGCUUCCAGACUCCGUCCCGGCUUUUCUUUGUGAUUGAAUUUGUCCGAGGAGGUGACCUGAUGUUCCAUAUGCAGCGACAGCGUCGCUUACCAGAGGAACAUGCUAGAUUUUAUGCUGCUGAAAUAUGCUUGGCACUUAAUUUUCUUCAUGAAAAGGGUAUAAUCUAUCGGGAUCUUAAAUUGGACAACGUUUUACUUGAUCACGAGGGGCACAUUAAACUUACUGAUUAUGGUAUGUGCAAAGAAGGCAUCCGUCCAGGUGACACUACCUCUACCUUCUGCGGGACCCCAAACUACAUUGCACCAGAGAUUUUACAAGGUGUAGAAUAUAGCUUUAGUGUUGACUGGUGGGCAUUAGGAGUUCUGCUUUAUGAAAUGCUAGCAGGCAAGAGUCCUUUUGAUAUUGUAGGAGCCUCUGACAACCCAGAUUGUAACACUGAAGACUUCCUCUUCCAGGUUAUCCUGGAGCGACCCAUCCGUAUUCCUCGAUCAUUGUCUGUAAAAGCUGCCUCGAUACUCAAGGGCUUCCUUAAUAAGAACCCAGUGGAUCGACUAGGGUGUCACCCAGAAACUGGCUUUACAGAUAUUAUUACACAUCCAUUCUUCAAGACUAUAAUUUGGGAAAUGCUUGAAAGAAAACAGAUCCUUCCACCAUACAAGCCACGAGUAGAUGGAGAAAGAGACCUAGAAAACUUUGAUCCUCAGUUUACAGCUGAGCCUGUACAGUUUACUCCAGAUGAUCAACGUGCCAUCGAGAACAUCGACCAGAGCGAAUUCGAGGGGUUUGAGUAUGUGAACCCUUUGUUAAUGAGCAUGGAGGACUGUGUGUAGGUGAAGAGUGGCCUUCACCACUGUGUGGCCAUCACCACCAUUCCUCCAUCCAUUGCUUUUAUCUUGCUACCUCCACUGCCUGCCUUCCAAUUUCCUCUCUUUUUAGCCAUGAUUAUCCUCUUACCCAUGUCUACAUAUGGCCAUGAUUCUCCAUGUAUCGACAGGCUAAUUCAAAGCCACAUUGCUACUGCUACUUAUGCAUCCAAGUUAACCUCCAUGUGGUCUACACUCAUCUGCUUUUCAUCUCUCCAACCUUCAGAACUUCACUUCGUCCUGAGUAUGCUGCCAAAAUAUCAGUUUAUGCCGUUGAGAAGAGGUUUGGCUGUAAGGGGUGAGUAAAAGUGCAUUAAAGGAGGUUGUGUGGUGUAGGGGUUCACUAAUAUUGGCUGUAUUGGUCCAAUAAAUUCAUGUAGAGGCAUGAUGGGACUGAAAGCAGAUGGAAGUGUAUAUGCUGCCUACCAUCUUUGUACCAAUUGGUGGUAGCUACAGCCACUGCUGCUGAUCAUGUUGAUAGAUAUAUUAGGUUAGUGACAUAUUUAUGACAUAUGGCAGGGAAAGGAGUGUGUUAAAUAGCACCUAGUGCCAACAUGUAAAAAAAACACCCUUACGGUAGAGAGAGAAAUUUACCAGAAACUUUUAUAGAGAAAUUUCACAACAUUUGAUCUCUAGUCUAUAGGAUGUAUUAUUUACAACGAGUGUAAUGGUGUAGACGGCACAUCCAUGGUCCCUCAGCCAGCCACUAUGCUGUGGUCAUUUGGUACUUGUUAUUGGUAACCACAGGGUACUUUUGCUUCCCUUGGCUAUGCUCGUCAAAUCUCACUGCUUCAUGCACACAAUACCGAUGAACGAGAAUAAAUAAUCAAAAUGUGUAGUGGUUCCAUGUAAGCUCAGAUGGCUUUUAAGUGUUUUGUAUCGUAUCAAGUGUUAAAUCAUACAGGACCACAGAUUAACAGACCCAGAUAUAUGCACUGCUUAAACUGUGUAUAUCAUAUGUGACUUAAAGGUCUAAUCUUACAAUACGAUCAUAGUGUAUACUUCAUACCUUCACUAUAAAGAAACCUGUGUCGGUUGUAGGCUGUACCCGAACAUGGAGAAGACUGGGCACAACUCAAGUUUUGCUCUCUACCUCCCAAAAUCACAAGUAGAUGCCCCUGAUAAGCAAGUUGGUCAAGCAUACUGACCUGCUUUAUAAAAAAAAGGGUCCUUAAAAUUCUUAUCUUGUACAUUUGUUUUGCUCCAAAACCAACUUAACCUUGUUGAAAUUUAAAAAUUUAAUAACAUGUAGAGAAAUAUAUUAAUUUGGUGAUACUCAGAAUUAUUUUUGCAGAGUUAUCAAAAUGAUGAGUUUACUUUUGGCUUGUUUGACAAAACGAUGCUUGCCCAAUAAGCCAAAUCUGCAAGUUCCACUUAAAAAUCCUCACAAAAUUGUCAUAUUUCUGGGUAAAAACCAGGAAAAGCAGCAUAAUUUUUUUUUUUUCAUAAGCAAACUUAAGCAGCUGUUAUGUCACUUUACUGUUAAAGACAAUAAAUCAAGUGUAUUCUUUUUCAAUCUAUGUAAAGGAUAGCCGAGGUGACGUAUAGUGCAAACCAAAAGCAGCUUAGUUUUUGUAUAUCCGCAGGUCUGUGGUUGAUGUCGUUAAAUAAUCAAAUGAUUAUAGAAAAGGUGAUAAAGGCAGCUAUCACUUAACCAGGACAAUGUAUAAUGGAUGGUGCAGGUAUAUUUAAGGUAGAAUAAUAUAAUGAUAUGCUGCGAGUAUCCAUUUGCCAAGCCAGUGGAUAGGUUACUGGGCAGGUAUAAAUUAUCCAAUACAUUUGAUAUUGAAUGGAGUAUAAUUAACUAGGGCAGAGAAUUUCAAAUGAGGGGAUUGUGUGUGUGUUUCUUAGGGAUGUGAUGUUUCCCAAAUUAUUGUUGAUGCCUAUAUUUAAUUUUAGGUCAGUACCCAUACGAUCAAAAUUAGCCAAUAUCGAUGGUAACAAUACUUUUGGAUAAACUCAGAUUGGUAACCCAAGAUAACCCAAUGAAGUCAGUUUGUCACUGAAGACUGUUUUAUUUCCAUUGGGGUCAUGUAAUGCUGUACCCCAGGAUGAGUCCCACAACAGUUAGCUAACACUCGGGUAUACUUGCUGCUAGGCAAACAGGGGCAGCAGGUGUGAGGAAACAUACCCAGUGUUUCACCUGUGUUGGGGAGUGAACCCCCCAGUCCCCUGAUGUGUGAUCUGAAAACAUUACCCCCCACACAUGCACGCAUGCAUGCAUGCAUAUGCAUGCAUGCAUGCGUGCAACAGCACAAAGGAGAGUGGAUAGCAGCUCAAGGCCUUUUUCACUUUUUGUUGCUGCAUACGUGAGGUCAGCUAACACAAUGUUAGCAGAAGUCCAUGCCCAAGUAUUAUCAUUCCAGUUCACUCCAUGAUUUUCCAUAUCAGUUUUCAAUUUUCCAAUAUUGCUAGUUCCUGAUGGGGCACUGGGGACAGGUGCAAAAAAGGCCUUGAGCUGCUAUCCAGUAAUCCCCUUGAGACUCUUUUGUGAUUUAUUUGAAUGCUGAUUUUUAUUGUUUGUGUGUGUGCGCAUGUCUGUGCAUGUGUAUGUGCACAUAUGCAUGUACUCGCCUAUAUAUAUGGUUGCAGGGGUCUAGUCACAGUUCCUGGCACCGCCUCUUUCCUGGUCACUACUAGGUCUACUCCUGGCUUCAAGAGCCUUUUCAUAUCUCUUCUUAAAGCUAUGUAUGGAUCCUGCCUCUGCCACUUCACUCUCCAGAUUGUUCCACUUCCAGAUAAUUCAACGGCUGAAGAAAUACUAUGAUUCAUCCAAGUUUUCAACUUUCAGCUGUGCCCUCUUGUUUCUAUUUCCCAUCUCUGAAGCAUUCUGUCCCUGUUCACCUUGUCAUUUCCUCUCAGUAUUUUGUACAUCUUUAUCAUAUUCCUCCCCUAGUCAUCCUGUCCUCCAGUAUCAUCAGGUUGCAUCCCCUAACCCUCUCCUCAUAGGAUAUACCCUUUAGCUCCAGGACUAGUCUUGUUGCAAACCUCUGCACUCACCAAUUCCUUGAUAUGCUUGACCAGGUGUGGGUUCCAUACUGGUGCUGUGUAAUCCAUUAUUAUUAUUAUU
Molecule: messenger RNA, 6057 nt
Organism: Cherax quadricarinatus
Lineage: Eukaryota; Metazoa; Arthropoda; Malacostraca; Decapoda; Parastacidae
Source: RefSeq, a predicted model, not a curated record